Xiphias gladius (swordfish) is the source of this 1340-nucleotide messenger RNA. RefSeq names its product chromosome 6 C19orf25 homolog (gene c6h19orf25). The transcript is spliced from 3 exons. Lineage: Eukaryota; Metazoa; Chordata; Actinopteri; Istiophoriformes; Xiphiidae. The record is from RefSeq and is a predicted model, not a curated record. The coding region runs from base 229 to 552 and encodes 107 amino acids.
CGUGACUUCUGUGCGUCGACGUACUGACGUGUCAGGAAACACGGUGACGUGGUGCAGUAGGUCUGCCCAGCUGCUGUGAGUUUUUGUUUUUUCUCCGGAAUUCGCUCCUUUUUUGACAGUUAGUCCGGUUUAAGUCGCGGCAGACAGGUCGAACAGGAACCGAGAACCAUCGGAAGGUUUGCAGAAAGACGGCACCGAUGCGAGAGGUGGAGCUGGCUCCUCGGCAGAAUGAAUAUCGGCUCUAAAAGCAAGAAGCGGGUGGUGCUGCCCAGCCGUCCCGACCCCCCCACUGUGGACCAGAUCCUGGAGGACAUCAACAGGGCCGCUCCCAACGACCCGCUCUUCAGCAUCCUGGAGCAGACCGGACAAGACUCAUCCCGGCCUGCAGACACUGAUGUGGACUUGAAGUUCCAGCAGUGUCGUCGGUACCUGGAGCUGAACGAGCGGCUGCAGGAGGCUCGAGGUCAGCUGCUGCGACAGAGGGAGGAGCUGGGGGCGACUGGGGAGCAGCUGGACAGAGACGUGGCAAAGGUCAAGGGUCAACCACUCUGACUGCACUGCUUGCCGUCACAGACUCUUCUUCUCUGUCCAGGAGACUUUUUAACCGACGGCCUCGGCUCAGCGACUGUUCUCUAACUCAGCUGAAUCAGGACAAACCUGCCGAAGUGCCCUUGACCCCGACACUGGUGGUGCUUCCGGAGACCCAGUGCUGGCUGUCAUCUGACCCCACAAUUAAACUCUGCGUGUGUGUGUGUGUGUGUGUGUGUGUGGGUGGGUCGUCAUUUAGGUCACACAUUUCUCAUCAUAUUAAUUUGACUGACGGGGUCUGAUGGUGCGUUCAAGUACAAAGUAAAGUGAAAAUUUAGUCUUGCUGUGUUUGUGGGUUUGUUGAUGAUAUUCCCAAAACAGCAAAUUUUUCAAUUUUUAUUGGCUCAAAAAAAGAGAAAAAGUUUAGAGUUUCUGAAAUGAUGGUCAGAAACAUUUUUACAGCAACAAAUCUUUUCUACACACUUGUGUAGGGCUUCUUCAGAGGUUUACAAUGGCUGAUUUACAACCGCAGGCUCUUAAAUGAUUUGUGAACCUCAUUUCACUUACUCUUUUUCAUCUUAAGUUGUUUUUCAGAGCCGAUAAGAAACAAAUCUAAAAACGCCCCAGGACGGGAGUGAUUUUCUGAUCUGUAAAGGCUAAAAAGCAGUGAUGCAUUUUUGCCUCAGCUGUUGCACAUCUUUGCAUUGACUAUGUGCAAUCUCUAAAAUUCACUUUGCUCUCAGUCUGAACACACCUUUCUAGAUUCACAGUCACAAGCUGUCAACAAAUAAAAAGCACCAUGUUGAAAGAUG